Messenger RNA from Cannabis sativa, 2498 nucleotides. Its product is annotated as probable pectinesterase/pectinesterase inhibitor 12. NCBI's taxonomy places the organism in Eukaryota, Viridiplantae, Streptophyta, Magnoliopsida, Rosales, Cannabaceae. The transcript has 2 exons. The coding region runs from base 611 to 2251 and encodes 546 amino acids. Gene Ontology annotation, biological process: cell wall modification. The record is from RefSeq and is a predicted model, not a curated record. Gene Ontology annotation, molecular function: pectinesterase inhibitor activity; pectinesterase activity.
AUGUUACUAUAUAUACACUAAAAUCCAACCCAAGCUUGAAUCUUCAAAGUCGUACUUGAAAAGCUGAGGAAUUUCUUUUUCACUCACUAGUAUCCCCACAAGGUCAUGCUCUGUUCAUUUUCAUGAUUCAGAAUCAGAGUUCAGACUUCACUUAUUUUGCAAAGAUAUCCGCCAAACAUGUAUCUUUCACAGCAUCUCGCCCCAUUCCCCAUUGCAUCCCAUAACAUUAAAUUCCACAUAUGGGGACAAAGAAGGAAAAGUUUGAUUGAUGAAACUAAGAAAUAUAGAGAAACAAGUGACAACAAUAAUAUAGUGUUAUAGGAUUAUUUAUAUUUGCAUUAUAUGUACAUGCAGCCCCCCUGCAUUAGCUCCCCAUGUAAUAAAUAAAUAAAUAGGAAAGAAUAUUAACUGUUUGUCGUUAUUAUCUAAACAUUAUUUUUCAAAUUAACCAGGGCAUCAUAAUAAUCCGUGAAGUCAUUUACUAAAAGUAAGAAAAUCCAUGCAAUUUACGUUCCCAAAGGUAUAUUAUUUAAGAGCCUACCGAGUAGUUAAGCCUUCUCUUCUAUCUGCUGUUCAGUAAUACAGCUUUCUUCUACAGCAAAAAUAUAUCAUGGCUGCCUCCAUUCCAAAACUUCUACUGCUAUUAUCUAUAAUGGUCUUUUGCAGAAGUUGUUUUGGCCUUGGAAACCAUUCUUCUUCCCCAUCAAACAACACUUCCAAACUAGAUACUAAUUUGUCAUCCAUCAGAUCAAUAUGCAAGACCACUCCAUACCCAGAAACCUGUUUUGAUUCAUUGAAGCUUUCGAUCUCGAUAAACAUCAGUCCAAACAUCUUAACUUACCUCCUUCAAUCUCUCCAAGAUGCAAUAUCUGAAGCUGGGAAAGUCUCCAGUCUUUUAUUAACCGCUGGAUCACAAAGGAACAUUGUUGAGAAACAAAGAGGAGCCAUCCAAGACUGUAAGGAUCUUCACCAAAUCACAGUCUCAUCUUUGCAAAGAUCGGUUUCCCGAGUCCAAUCAGCCAACUCAAGAAAAAUAGCUGACGCAAGAGCUUAUCUCAGUGCAGCUCUGACCAACAAGAACACAUGUUUAGAAGGCUUAGAUUCUGCUUCUGGUCCUCUGAAACAGACUCUAGUUGAUUCCUUAACUAAUGCAUACAAACAUGUAAGCAAUUCCCUUUCAAUGCUUCCCAAACCAGGCUCCCCGCAAGGCCAUAAGAACCGGCGACUUCUGGGGUUUCCAACAUGGAUGUCGAGAAAAGCUCGCCGAAUUUUGCAGAGUACUGGAGACGAGUAUGACCCGAGUGAAGUGCUAACAGUGGAUGUAGAUGGAACAGGGAAUUUCACCACCAUAACCGAUGCCAUAAACUUUGCUCCAAACAACAGUUAUGAUAGAACAAUCAUCUAUAUUAAACAAGGGAUCUAUGAAGAAAACGUAGAAGUCCCAAGCAAUAAACCUAACAUUGUUCUACUCGGAGAUGGAAGUGAUGUGACCAUUAUAACCAGUAACAGAAGCAUGGGAAGUGGUUGGUCCACUUUCAGAUCCGCAACCCUUGCCGUCUCCGCCGAAGGAUUUCUAGCCCGAGACAUAGCCAUCGAGAACAGCGCCGGACCGGAGAACCACCAAGCCGUCGCUCUGAGAGUAAACGCCGACUUCGCGGGAUUCUACAUGUGUACCAUCAACGGCUACCAAGACACAUUAUACGCCCAUUCAUUCCGCCAAUUUUACAGAGAAUGCGACAUUUACGGAACCGUGGACUUCAUCUUCGGCAACGCGGCCGUCGUUUUCCAGGGGUGCGACGUCGUUUCGAAGAUGCCGAUGGCAGGUCAAUUCACUGUGAUCACAGCUCAGGCACGCGACAGUGAAGAUGAGAACACCGGAAUAUCGAUGCAGAACUGUUCGAUAUUAGCCUCGGAAGAACUGUACUCGAACUCGGGCAGCGUGAAGAGCUACCUGGGUCGGCCAUGGCGGAAUUACUCAACGACAGUAAUUUUAGAGUCGUACAUAGACGACUUCAUAGACCCAGCUGGGUGGAAGGAGUGGUCUUCUGCAAAAGAUGACCAAGCCUUGGACACGUUGUACUAUGGUGAGUACAACAAUUAUGGGCCGGGUUCGGGUACGGAUAAUCGGGUCGAUUGGGCCGGUUACCACGUCAUGGAUUACGACGAUGCGUAUAACUUUACCGUAACUGAGUUUAUUACUGGGGACGCUUGGCUUGACUCCACUUCAUUUCCGUACGAUGAUGGAGUUUAGUAGUUUUUUUAGUACUAUAUUAAAAUUUAUUUAUUAAAGGUACAAACAAAGUCCACUGUGGAAUAACAUGGUUGUGACGCUUAGACAUAUAUACACUAUACAUCAUGUUUUUUCUUUAUAUAUCAACAAAAACAUGUCAUGAUGUGUAUGGAAAAUUUUCAAUUUUAAUUUUUCUAGUACUCUGCUCUAAGGGCUAAAAUGUAUAAUAAUAAGUAACAUUAUGAGAAAACAAACAAAUCACGUGGCA